AUGCAGUUCAAGCUCGCCUUCGCCACCUUCGCCGCCCUCGUCGCGGUUGUCGCUGCAGUUCCGUCGCCGGAGGUCACCACCCAGCUCUUCACUCAGGAAGAGAUGAUCGCCUGGCUCAAGACGACCGACGCCGAGCUCACCUUAUCGGCGACCCUAUCCCAGAACGUCUGCGGCGGCUCGUGCACCGUGUACAACGGCUCGGCCAAGUGCCUCAACGCCCCGGACACGCAGUGCCUCGCAGCCACGAACAACGUCGGGUUCUGCGACAAGGGCGGAUGCGGAGGUAGCUGCAACCAGCUCUCGACCUGCGGGACGCACCUGGAUAACGGGUAUUGCUACACCCCGGGCACUAAGUCGAUCAACGUUGGGAAUUAUUAG
This is a messenger RNA of Fomitopsis serialis, 378 nucleotides long. RefSeq lists its product as uncharacterized. The record is from RefSeq and is a predicted model, not a curated record. Bases 1 to 378 code for a protein of 125 amino acids. NCBI's taxonomy places the organism in Eukaryota, Fungi, Basidiomycota, Agaricomycetes, Polyporales, Fomitopsidaceae. The transcript is spliced from 4 exons.